AGCUAAUAAAAAUAUCAUAAAAGUGUAGCAAGCCUUGUCGAAUUCUUGGCCCUUAUUACAGCAGGUGACAAGUGUUAAAGUGCAAUGUGCUAAUUAUGUCACACGGGGCGUAUGCGUGCUGUUGAAAGGCAAUCGCAAGUGAAAGCCAAAACCAAAGCGGAAGACGGAAAGCGGAGGGUGAAAAUCGAACAGAAGGUGGUGCCGAAGGAAAAGGUGGUCUAAACGGCCAUUCAAUACUUGUUGAAUUGUUAUCUCUUUGUGUGUGCGAGGUGAAAGAAACGGAAAGGAAAAAAAAACAAAUGUCAACUGCCAAUGCCCUGAAUGUGUAAAAAGAAAAAUGUGAGGAAAAAAAAAAUAGAAAGCAAAAAAACGGCAAAGGAAUUCACGAGAAACGGAAAAAUGAAGUGUCAACGAUUCGAGAUGAAAUUAUCAAUUGCCCAAGCUGCUGCUGAAAUGUGAUUUAUCCACCUGCCUCCAGGUUUAGAAGUGAGUGUGAGUGUGUGUGCUUGGUGUGUGCGUGUAGACAACAAAGGGAAAUAAUGUCAUGCAUUGGCUCGACGGUAUUUCUUUGGAUGACAAUUUAAUUAGCGGACGCGCCAGCGGCAGCAACGGCGACAACAGCGACAGCAAUCAGCGGAAAUCAACGCAGUCGAGCUCAUCGCCCACCAAAGCAAAACGAAGACGUCAUGCACACUAUAAGCUAAAUAGCAGAUUGGACAGAAAGUCAUCGCGGGGCAUGAUAUACGAGAAUGAGGAGCUCAGGCUGCGCACCAUCAACAUUAAUGCAGAAGUCGAACGAGGCCAAUCGGACAUCAAGCGCUUGCGACGCGAAAACGAACAGCUUCGUCGGGAGAUCUGGACUUUGAGGGACGAAUGUGAUCGGCUCAACAAGCGCUUUAAGGCGAAACUCAACGAGCAUGAGUUUGGAGGCUGCCGGGGGAGCGGAGGCAGUGGCGGCACUUGCCACGCCUAUCGCUGUAGCGGCGGGCGGGGUAGUGGAGGUUGUGAUGUAAACAGUGAUGACUCGGACUCAUGUGAUACGUGUCGUGGGGCAGACGAUGGCCACUGCAGCGACGAGUGCUGUCAAGAAGGCUCCUGUGCGCCUCCCAAGCCACCUCUGCCGCCGGAGGUGCCCUCCCAGGCGUCGCCUUCCAAAAACGAGGCCACCAACAGCAGCCAAGGCAAGGAGUCCCAGCCAAUGCACUUUGAUCACCUCUCCGUGGUCUCCGAGGAGACGCUCAGCAACCCGGAGCUACUACUGGCUCAGCACCAGGAACACCUGAUGAUUGCCACCCAGGAUCCCAAUGGCUCCCAGAGCACUCUGCCCAGCCUAAUGGGACCUCUGACUCCGCUGACACCCAUCGAGAUGGUGGCCAACCAGCUGAGUGAUCUCCAGGCGACGGUUCCGCCACUCUCCUACUUUGAGAACAUCCUUCAACAGCACAUAGGUGGUCGGAAUCCAGCUCAAACCCCCUCUCCGGAACUGGGCACCAGCUCGAGCACCACCACCGGCCAAACAAUGCGUCACACCAACGGCUGGGACUACAACCUCCAGUCACCGUUCUCGCAGCGCAAAUACUCAGCCCACUCAUCACCCUCCGGCUCGCCACCGCCCCCACUGCCGCCACCGGGCACCACGAUGACCACCUUUGUGCCCACUUCCGCCCACCAGACUAUGCCCAAGAUCGCCCUGAACGCGGCGCCGCCGCAAUUGGCACUGCCAACGGAAAUGGGCGACAUCGAAACGGUGGCCAUCACCACGAACGCCACGCAACAAGCGCUCAACAGUCCCAAGCACUUCUUUGCGCCGAUCAAGCCGCGCCUGAAGCUCAAUACCAAGCUAGCCAAUGAGUCGUCGCCGAGCCAGGGGCACGAACAGGACGACUUGCCGCCAGGAUCUCCACCGCCGCCGCUCCGCGACCCUCCGGACAUCUUCGUCAAUAACGCUCUGGCUUCACCUUAUCAGCGCAGAAUCUCGCCUCAAGUAAGUCCGCGUCACAGGCGCACCGCCCACUCGCAUUGCCACGCCCAUCAGGCGUCGCACCACCGCAGCCGCCCCUGCCUAAGGCAACGCCCCCAGCCAGCACACUGCUCCCUUCAUCGGGCGGUGGUGGAUGUCGCCGCCGCCGUAGGCUUGGGGGAGGUGGGGCCUCAUCCAGGUUCAAGUGUCCUGGAUAUCUAUACUGCUGCUCUCGCGGCGGCAGCUGCCGCUCGGUGUUCGCCACUGCCAACGGCCCGAUCCGCGGAUCCCAUCUACGCGACCGCACAAAAGCCCGCCCAGAGCUCGUGCACCUCGGCCACGGCCUUCUCUCAGCCGGUGAUGGCCGUCACCACGCACUCCGCAAAAGCCAACAGGCCUAGGUCGGUGGGACAGGCCCAAAGGGUGGCCAAGUCCGAGGAGAACGUUAGUCAGACGGAUUCCGUCAAUUUGGAGUCGAUCCUCAACGACAUCGAGACGAUUUCAGAGGACAUACUGGCCAUUCAGCUAGAGAAGAGCAAGUCGCGGGACAAUCUCAGCCAGGAUCAGAAUAAGGACGAUGUCCGGGCGAAGAAGCCCUAUCGUUCCGAGAUGAACCUGUAUUUGCAGUACGAUGGCACAAAUCCGACCAUUUCCCCCGCGACUGCCACCACGGAAGCGGAAAUGGAAACAGGAACGGCAGUGGCCACUUCCGCUGAUUCCAUUAGCAAGCUAUUGCGGCGCACCCGUUCCCUGGAGAGAGAGCACACUGACAGUCCUGCCCCGCACAUUCCGGAUCCCAUGGCCCCGUUUCCCGACAAGUGCACAUACUUGGGCUUCGAGCAGAUCAACCAGGCAGUGGGAGUGCCUCCUCCUUCCCCGAAUGGCAACAGGCCACCGAUAGCAGCCAAGCCAAACAUAUCUCAGAAGCCACCGCCUCCCCUGCCGCCAGCCAGGAGACCGACAAUGCCCACAGAGCCACCACCCCCGCCACCCACAUCCCUCGCCGGACUGACGCCCAACAAGAGCCAGUUGUACAAGACGCUGGCCUCGGCGGCGGCCAAGCGCGCCAUUUUCCGCUCCUCGCCAUCGCAGAUCACCCGAUCCCUGGACGUAGACCUCACAGCGUCAGAGGCGUCCGGGGAGGCUGGUGGAGAGCAGGCGGCCUCAGGAGAUAUGGAGGAGCUCGCCCGACGCAAGGCGCGACGCGUCUCCAUUGUGUGUGGAAACCCUGGCCAGCAAGACGAGGUGAACGGCCCAGUGACCACCGCUCACACGGCCACUGCCAGCUGCGUGGACCUGAGCACUGUGCUCCAGCAUCCGAAUGUCAAGGCUUUCAAGCAGAUCAGCCACAGCACUCCCAGCUCGCCACAUUCCUCCCGCCGCCGCACCAACAGCAACUCAAUGGCUCCCCCUACCGCCGGUGGGCAUCCUGAGGUGGGGGCUACGGCUUCAGCGCCACCAAGUACCAGCCACCAUCAUCACCAUCGCAAGGAGAGCAGUGAUCCGGUGCCCAUGACGGCUACCGUCAGCCGAACUAAAUGCUCCCGCAGGCAUUCUGAGGGAACGGUGCACAACGUCCACCGGAACAGCUCGGCCAGCGGCGGCGGGGGUGGCCACCACCACCACCACAGUCACCAUCAUCCGCACAGCGGGCUGGUGAUCAGCAGCAAUCCGCACCACAGCCACCAUUCCCACCAGGAUAGUAACCACGAGACGGUCACCUCGCUGUCGGACCGGAACUCCAACAGCUUCGCCUCCUCUCGCGAAUCCUCGACGAGCUUCAGUAUGCGCUCGAACCGCCGCAAGAUCUCUAUCAGCUCGCACACGGGCGGCAAGAUUCCGUGGUGCGGCUGCUGGGGCAACGGGUGCCUCUAGGAGCUGGAGUAGCUUCAUGUGCCGUCCAGAAAUCGAGUGCAAUAUAAUUCGCUUAGUUGACAUUGAAAGGG
Molecule: messenger RNA, 3906 nt
Organism: Drosophila bipectinata
Lineage: Eukaryota; Metazoa; Arthropoda; Insecta; Diptera; Drosophilidae
Source: RefSeq, a predicted model, not a curated record